AUUUUCUUCAAGUCAAAUUUAGCUGAAGUCUCUUCACUGCCUUUCAUACGAUUGGAGACAGCCCACCUUCAAGCGUUCUUAGCAUGGGAGCAGCUGCUGGUUCCAUUAUCAGAAUGAAAUGGCUGGUUUUGGUGCUCCUGGGGUGCUCCUCCUCAAUGGCACAGCUGCACAAAGAUCCCACACUGGACCAUCACUGGGACCUCUGGAAGAAAACCUAUGGCAAACAAUACAAGGAAAAGAAUGAGGAAGGAGUACGGCGCCUCAUCUGGGAAAAGAAUCUAAAGUAUGUGAUGCUUCACAACCUGGAGCAUUCAAUGGGAAUGCAUUCAUAUGAUCUAGGCAUGAACCACCUGGGAGACAUGACCAGUGAAGAAGUGACAUCUUUGAUGAGUUCUCUGAGAGUUCCCAGCCAGUGGCAGAGAAAUGUCACUUACAAGUCAAACCCUAAUCAGAGAUUACCUGAUUCUGUGGACUGGAGAGAAAAAGGGUGUGUCACUGAAGUGAAAUACCAGGGUUCUUGUGGUUCUUGUUGGGCUUUCAGUGCUGUGGGGGCCCUGGAAGCACAGGUGAAGCUAAAGACAGGAAAGCUGGUUUCUCUGAGUGCACAGAACCUGGUGGAUUGCUCAAGUGGAAAAUAUAGAAAUGAGGGCUGCAAUGGCGGAUUCAUGACAGAGGCCUUCCAAUACAUCAUCGACAAUGGCAUCGAAUCAGAAGCUUCCUAUCCCUACAAAGCCGUGGAAGGAAAAUGCCAGUAUGACUCAAAAUAUCGAGCUGCCACAUGUUCAAGGUAUACUAUACUUCCUGAAGGCAGCGAAGAUGCCUUGAAAGAAGCUGUGGCCAAUAAAGGACCGGUGUCUGUUGCUAUAGAUGCAAGCCAUCCUUCUUUCUUCCUCUACAGAAGUGGUGUCUACUAUGACUCAGCCUGCACUCUGCAUGUGAAUCAUGGUGUAUUAGCGGUCGGCUACGGCAACCUUAAUGGGAAAGACUACUGGCUUGUGAAAAACAGCUGGGGCCUCAACUUUGGUGAUCAAGGAUAUAUCCGGAUGGCCAGAAAUAGCGGAAAUCAUUGUGGGAUUGCUAGUUAUGCCUCUUAUCCAGAAAUCUAAAGGAUCUCUUCGUUCUUCAAGUCAAGAAAGAUGAAACACUUUCUUUUCACUUAAUUUUAUUUGCUGUGUUCAGUAGAAAUAAGUGUCAUAAUCAAUGUCUAUUUAUUGCAUUAACAGAAUAUAUAGUUUGACUCUUCUACUUUUUUAACUUUGCAGAUCUUGAAAAAAAUUGCUAAGUAAAAAUUAACAAUGCACUGUAGUUAUAACUGUAUGAGAAUUUGUCAACUUAAUAUAAUUUGUCAUUGUCUCUUUGUCUUUUUAUGUCCCCUGAUAUGCUUUUGUAACUCGAUGGCAUAUAAGUACUUAAUAAAUAUCUGUAUUUUCAACUUUG
Molecule: messenger RNA, 1437 nt
Organism: Artibeus jamaicensis (Jamaican fruit-eating bat)
Lineage: Eukaryota; Metazoa; Chordata; Mammalia; Chiroptera; Phyllostomidae
Gene: CTSS
Product: cathepsin S
Exons: 8
Coding region: 84-1106 (340 amino acids)
Biological process (GO): immune response
Cellular component (GO): lysosome
Molecular function (GO): cysteine-type endopeptidase activity
Source: RefSeq, a predicted model, not a curated record